AUGGUGAGGACUCAUGAUGGUGAAUUUUUGGUGCUUUUGGUGUAUGUAGAUGAUAUUCUUAUCACUGGCACGCCUCUUUCACAAAUUGAAGAGGUUAAAAGAUCUUUAGACACAGCUUUCACAAUCAAAGAUCUUGGAAAUUUGACAUAUUUCAUUGGAAUUGAAGUGCUUAGGACUGCAAAUGGAAUUUUUCUUUCACAGAAGAAGUACAUUAAGGACAUCCUUUCUGAUGCCGCUAUGCUUGACUGCAUUGCUGCUCCUGCUCCACUCUCUUGUGGACUUCCACAUCUAAGAGUUUCACUUCAUAUUCUUAAGUACUUGAAAGGUACUUUGGAUCAUGGCUUAUGGUACAAAGCUGAUGAUACAGAUCUACAAGUCACUGCUUAUAGUGAUUCAGAUUGGAGUUCAUGUCAGUUUAGUAGUAGAUCUCUUAGUGCUUAUGCUGUGUUUUUGGGAUCUAAUAUGAUUUCAUGGAAAACAAAAAAGCAACACAGUGUGAGUAAGUCUUCUGUAGAGGCAUAA
This is a messenger RNA of Beta vulgaris subsp. vulgaris (sugar beet), 522 nucleotides long. RefSeq lists its product as uncharacterized. The transcript has 3 exons. The record is from RefSeq and is a predicted model, not a curated record. NCBI's taxonomy places the organism in Eukaryota, Viridiplantae, Streptophyta, Magnoliopsida, Caryophyllales, Amaranthaceae. The coding region runs from base 1 to 522 and encodes 173 amino acids.